This is a messenger RNA of Seriola dumerili (greater amberjack), 2273 nucleotides long. RefSeq names its product copine-3-like. The coding region runs from base 236 to 1903 and encodes 555 amino acids. Gene Ontology annotation, cellular component: plasma membrane. NCBI's taxonomy places the organism in Eukaryota, Metazoa, Chordata, Actinopteri, Carangiformes, Carangidae. Gene Ontology annotation, biological process: ERBB2 signaling pathway; cellular response to calcium ion. The record is from RefSeq and is a predicted model, not a curated record. The transcript has 16 exons. Gene Ontology annotation, molecular function: calcium-dependent phospholipid binding; receptor tyrosine kinase binding.
CGGGAAUAUUGUGCAGUAAUUAUUUAAAGUGUUCUCGUACAAAUGCAGCAGACACACGUGAACAAGUGGUAACAUUUUAUCAGGGACCUCAGAGAAAACCACGACUGACGCUCCCGGAAGGGUAGGUGGUGAGCUGGUGAGUCGCUGCUCCGCCCUGGCUCCCCAGCUGUUCUUGUCAGAUAAAGGUUUCACAAAAACGACCGCAGGCGACAGCUAAGCAGUGUAACAAGCUGCCAUGGCCUUAAGUGGGGCCUCAGCGCCAGCAGCCACUCAUUGGGCCACCAAGGUGGAGCUCACCAUCUCCUGUGAGAAUCUCAUGGACAUGGACGUCUUCUCCAAGUCUGACCCCCUGUGUGCCUUGUACAUCAACACUUCAGGCUCCCAUUGGUAUGAGGUCUGUAUUUGGUCAUGGCACAAGAUUUCCAGCUGGAUAGGGUUUGGGCGCACAGAGAUGAUCCUGAACUGUCUGAAUCCAAAGUUCUCCAAGAAGUUUAUCAUCGACUACUAUUUCGAGAUGGUGCAGAGGCUGAAGUUUUGCGUGUAUGAUAUUGACAAUAACACCUAUGACCUGGAAGAUGAUGAUUUUCUGGGGGAGCUUGAAUGUACCUUGGGCCAGAUUGUUUCCAGCAGGCAGAUAACUCGACCUUUGAUGCUGAAAAACCUGAGGCCUGCAGGUCGUGGGACCAUCACAAUCUGUGCUGAAGAAAUAACAGACACCAGAGUGGCAGAGUUUGAGGUGUCAGGGCGCAGGCUGGACAAAAAGUUUUUGUGGUGGUCCGACCCUUUCCUGGAGUUCUUCAAGCUAACAGAAACUGGAUGGCAGCUGGCUCACAGGACAGAGGUCGUUUACAACAACCUAAACCCGAUUUGGAGACCCUUCCGCAUCUCAGUGCGAUCUCUCUGUGGAGGAGAUGUGGAAAAGCCUAUAAAGGUUGACUGUUACGACCAUCAUGUGAACGGCUCCCAUGUUCUUAUUGGGAGCUUUAGAACCACUCUAGCAGAGUUGCAAACGGGAACACACAUUUGCCCGGCUGAAUUUGAGUGUGUUAACCCCAAAAAGUUGAGGAAGACAAACUAUAAAAACUCUGGGGUCAUUUGCGUCAAGCGCUGCCAGGUGGUGAAGGAGUAUACCUUCCUGGAUUAUAUUAUGGGGGGCUGUCAGAUCAACUUCACUAUUGCCAUUGACUUCACAGGCUCUAACGGGGAUCCUAGCUCUCCCCAGUCCCUCCACUACAUCAACCCCGAGGGCUACAAUGAAUACCUGACAGCCAUCUGGGCAGUGGGUAAAGUCAUCCAGGACUAUGACAGUAACAAGAUGUUUCCUGUCUUUGGUUUUGGAGCCCAGGUCCCUCCCUCCUGGCAGGUUUCCCAUGAGUUUCCUAUCAAUUUCAAUCCAGCAAAUCCAUUCUGUGCAGGCAUAGAAGGUGUGGUAGAGGCAUACCAGAAGUGUCUACCCAAGCUGAAGCUCUGGGGUCCCACCAACUUUUCUCCGAUUAUCAAACAUGUCGCCUGCUUCGCCAGACAAGCUCUCCAGCAGAAUAGGGCCUCACAAUACUUUGUGCUGCUCAUCAUCACAGAUGGAGUGAUCACAGACAUGGACCAGACCCGCACUGCGAUCGUAGAGGCCUCUCGUCUGCCCAUGUCUAUCAUCAUAGUGGGUGUGGGUGGGGCAGACUUCAGUGCAAUGGAGUUCCUUGACAGUGAUGACAAAUUGUUGCGUUCGCCAAUGGGUGACGUCGCCGCGAGAGACAUCGUCCAGUUUGUGCCCUUCAGAGAUUUCCAAGGAAACAGCACAGCCCUCGCCCAGAGCGUCCUGGCGGAGCUGCCUGAUCAAGUGGCCUCCUUCUUCAAUUCUUACAAGCUGAAACCCCCUAAUAUAUUCAAUGUCUCUGAUCCUUCCUAGAAAGGUGGGAUAAUAAACCCAAAUACCUCAUAUUUACUACUUGCCUGCGUCACCUGCAUCCUCUUUCUGUUUUUAUUGUAUGGAAUGGUGCAAAUCAAUACCAAAAAGUGUCCUUUAUAGCUUCUGCUGUAAAUGUGGGGUAAAAAGAAUAAUAACAACAAAAAGAAAUCAUAAUUAACCCCAAAUCCGUGACUGGAUUUAAUAUUGUUUAAUAUGUAUUUUAAAGUUCAUAAAAGAAAAAACACAGUGCCUUGUAGUGCAUGAAACCAAGCAGUCAUCAAGCAAUCACAUAAAUGCAAUCACAUUGAACUCUGUGCUAAAAAUGUAUCGCUUAACAUGUUGAUGUGACUUUGUUGAUUAAAUGUCAUUA